Rhagoletis pomonella (apple maggot) is the source of this 3882-nucleotide messenger RNA. RefSeq lists its product as uncharacterized. The record is from RefSeq and is a predicted model, not a curated record. The transcript is spliced from 5 exons. The coding region runs from base 1 to 3882 and encodes 1293 amino acids. NCBI's taxonomy places the organism in Eukaryota, Metazoa, Arthropoda, Insecta, Diptera, Tephritidae.
AUGGAUGAGUACAGUCUUUCAGCAAUGCUAGAAUCUUUAGGCGAAUUGAAAUCCAGUUUUUCUGCCGCACACACAAGCCUAGAGGAAUUGGACUUCGACUCCAUUGCCAGCGACCUGCCAAGUAACUUCGAUGCUGCUCUAAUCAACCUUAGAGCUACACUGCAACGCGAGAUUGGUAAACGUAGUGCCUCGCAACAUUGCUCCACGCUCAGAAUGAACUCCAGUGAGACCCAAUCAAUAAUUGUGAACGCUAAUAGCUCACGCUUGCCAUUGCUGACACUGCCUAAAUUCAGUGGCGCCUACACCGAGUGGACAAAUUUCUAUUCAAUGUUCACGUCAAUAAUCGACAAGGACAGCGACCUCACCAACAUCGACAAAUUGCAGCAUCUUCGUUCCUGUCUGAGCGGCGCUGCCCUUGACACCGUGCGCUCGCUGGAAAUAAACGACGCUAAUUAUAACACUGCAUUAGAUCUUUUACAAAAGCGCUUCGAUAACAAACGUCUUAUAUUUCAGGCACACUCGCUCGCAUCCAAUGGGAAGAUCGCAGAUGGCAUCAUCGUACAAUUGGUGAUCCAGAAACUCGACAAAAAGACGCAGGCUAAAUGGGAGGAGAGUUCAUCGAUCAGCGAACUGCCAUCCUGGGAUCAAUCAGCUAUGUUCUUGGAGAAGCGCUGCAGAGCACUCGAGAACGUUGAGCAUUCUAUGCAGACACCGACUGGUCAGGCGGUAAAAGCUAACAAGAACACUGGGCAUCAAAUUCGUGACUGCAAAUCCGGAUCGUGCCGCGCCUGUCAGUCGAAACACCACACGCUCUUGCAUUUCGAACGCUCAACUGCAUCGUUAAUCAAUAGUAAAGCCGAAGCUUCGUCGGCAGCUACAGUUCAAUCCAACGCUAUGACUGCAUCGUUAUCUGUGUCGCCUAGUGCCCCAGUAUCUCCUUCUGAUGCUGUGUUCCUAGCUACUGCCGUCGUUCUGGUAAAAAAUCGUGCUGGAAGCUUCGUACCUUGCAGGGCGCUUUUAGAUUCUGGCUCCCAGUUACACUUUGUCACAACUCGCCUUGCAAACCAAUUGCAGCUUGUAAAAGCAAAAUCUUCUGCUACAGUAUCUGGCAUUGGAGAUGCCAAUUUCUCAACGGAGGGUUACUCAGUCGACCUCGUACUGAAGUCACGGACUUCAGAUUUCUCAACAAACAUAACAGCUGUUGUUGUGCAAACCAUAACCGACAACCAGCCUGGCUGCUCCGUGAGCACCAACGAGUGGAAUGUUCCGUCGAAUAUACAACUAGCUGAUCCUGGGUUCAACUUACCGCAGCGAAUUGAUCUGCUCAUUGGAGCAGCAUUGUUCUUCGAUCUGCUAAGUGUGGGGCAGAUACGCUUGGCAUCUGGUUUACCACUCCUUCAGAAAACACGCCUCGGUUGGGUGCUAUCGGGAGGGGGGCAACAAGCUCCAAAACUAUCAUCAUUUGUGGUGCGACGGAAGUCCUCCAGUGAUAUUAUUGCCACUCGGUUGGAAGAUUUAGUGCGUCAGUUCUGGGAAAUCGAGCACAACUUCGAGCCGAUCUCUAAGGCCUCCCAAGAAGAUAUCGACUGCGAAGCCCACUUCCGGGAAAAUUAUUUGCGAUUGUCAUCAGGCGAAUACUCAGUUCGUCUUCCCAUGAAGCGUGGUGUGGAGGCCCUUGGAGACUCCUAUUUGCAAGCUCGUCAACGCUUCGAAAGUCUUGAACGAAAAUUCGCUCGUAACCCUGAGCUUAAAACAGAAUAUAGUAAGUUCAUAAAGGAAUAUCUGGACCUUAAUCACAUGUCGCUAGUUACCAAUGAGGUUUUUCAACAAUGCAAGUAUUUUCUGCCGCAUCAUUGCGUAAUCAAGGAUGACAGUAGCACAACAAAGCUGAGAGUGGUUUUUGAUGGCUCUGCAUCCACUACUUCGGGCUUUUCGCUGAACGACCUACUCAUGGCAGGCCCAACUAUUCAGCCGAAACUUUUUAAUAUCCUUAUUAGAUUUCGUACUUUUCCCAUAGCACUUACUGGGGACAUCUGUAAGAUGUAUAGGUGUGUUCGCGUCACCCCACCAGAUAGCAUGCUCCAAUGCAUAUUGUGGCGUGAAUCUCCUCAGGAAAACUUUGCCAUCUAUAAGUUAGACACGCUGACUUAUGGAACUAAGCCUACGUCAUUUCUGGCCAUACGUGCCAUGCACCAACUCCCAGCUGACGAAUGCUCGACUUAUCCCAUUGGUGCAGAAAUAGUGCGUCGAGACUUCUACGUAGAUGACUUGAUAUCUGGAGGCGAUUCGAUGGAAGAAGUACUGAAUAUCAAGCUACAAACAACUAGCCUCCUUGCUCGAGGAAACUUUAAGUUACGCAAGUGGUGCUCUAAUAGUCGAGAUAUCCUUCGUGAUAUACCUGACGUAGACAAGGAAUGUUUCCUUAAGUUUGACGAUGGCAGUGACAUCACCAAAGCUCUGGGACUAGUUUGGGAUCCGGUCAAGGACAAGCUGCUAUUUUCGUUUGUGCCACAACGAGAACUCGGUAAAAACUCAAAACGCUCUGCGUUGUCUACUCUAGCUCGCUGUUACGAUCCCCUUGGACUAAUGGGCCCUACGCUGACCAAGGCGAAGAUUCUUCUGCAACGCAUGUGGAGAGACAAGCUUGAGUGGGAUGAGAGUCUACCGCAAUCGUUAAACACCGCCUGGUCUGCCUUUUGCAGCGGGUUUGCAGACAUACAGCACCUAUCAUUUCCUCGUUACGUCUUGCAACCUGGGGCCAUUACAGAAAUUCAUGCAUUUUGCGAUGCAAGCCUUGAAGCUUAUGGGGCUUGCGUUUAUACGCGUUCAGCCAAGGAUAGUAAGGUACAAGUGCACCUGUUGUGUUCGAAGGCUCGUGUCGCUCCACUUAAGACUAUCACCGUGCCCAAGCUGGAACUCUGUGCAGCAACACUGCUUGCACAACUCAUGGAUUCCUCCACUGUCCUCUCGUGGCUGCGAGAAGAAUCAUCGAAAUUUAACGUAUUUGUCGCUAACCGAAUUUCCACCAUACAUCAAUUAACGGAGGGCAUGCGGUGGCACUAUGUUCCGACAGCAAUGAAUCCGGCGGACAUUUUAUCCAAAGGAGCUACCCCGCAGGAACUUCUAGGAUCUUCACUUUGGAUGCACGGCCCGUCAUUUUUGCGAGAAGUGGAGGGCAGCUGGCCGCGCAUGUGUCUACCACAACCAAAACUUCCAGAACUUCGACAAAAGGUGUUGCUUGCCGCACAUAACCGCAAUGACAUUUCGCUUUCUUUCAAGUACAUUAAUUCAUUUGGAACAAUGCAGCGCAUUUUUGGAGCUUUGCUAGAUUCUGCGUCACAACUCAACUUCGUAACCAAUCGACUUGUUAGUCAGCUUCAGUUAAAGAAAGUUAACUCGUCACAGUUCAUUUCUGGCAUAGGCCAAAAUGAUUUCACCACCAAUCAUAUCGUUGAUUUAAGGCUCCAUUCGCGUAUUACUGAUUAUACGGCUUACUUGACAGCAGUCGUCACAUCCACCAUUACCGAUAUUCAACCAAGUCGUUCGUUAAAAUGCGUUGAUUGGAACAUACCUUCGAAUAUACGCUUAGCGGAUCCAUUAUUCUUUGAACAUCAACGCAUUGACAUGCUCAUUGGAGCUAGCUUAUUUUUCGUCCUACUUUGCGUUGGUCAAAUACGCUUGGCUGAAAGUUGGAUAGUAUCGGGCGCAACUGCGUACAACGCUGCAAAAUUAUCGUGCCUAGCAGCCAUCGACAUGGGUCUACCAAAUGACUCUGAUGUCGAAUUAAACAAAUUAGUUGAACGCUUUUGGGAAGUAGAAACCUGUAAAGAAUCUUCGCCAAAGACUACGGCAGAAGAAGAUUUGUGUGAAGCUCAUUUUUAA